AUGCCUGAUCAACCAAAGCCUAAGAUACUUCCAGAUCCUGCUGCAGAUAGGCUCCGUGCCCUGGAAAAGAAGAUCAAAGCCGUAGAAGGAAGCAAUAUCUUCGGUGCCUCGGCCAUGAACAUGCGCUUGGUAUCAAAUGUAGUCAUCCCGACUAAAUUUAAAACUCCUGAUUUCGAGAAAUACAAAGGACAGACUUGUCCAAGAAGUCACUUGGUAAUGUACUUCAGGAAAAUGGUUGCUCAUACCAAAAAUGACAAACUACUUGUACACUGUUUCCAAGACAGUCUGAGUGGAGCAUCUCUAAGAUGGUACAUGAGCUUAGAGCAAGGGAGGAUUCAAAGCUGGAAGGACUUGGCAGACGCAUUUCUUCGUCAGUACAAAUAUAACUUAGAUAUGGCACCUAAUCGAAUGCAAUUGCAAGGGAUGACUAUGAAUGAAAGCGAGUCAUUUAAAGAAUACGCCCAGCGGUGGAGAGAGUUGGCUGCUCAGGUAAAGCCACCAUUGUCUGAAAAGGAAAUGACCGAAAUAUUUGUAGACACCUUGAAGGACCCAUUCUUUGAUAGAUUGGUGAGUAGUGCAGCAUCUGACUUCGCACAUCUAGUCACAAUUGGAGAUCGCAUAGAGAAAGGGUUGAGGGAUGGAAAGAUUCCAGGAGCCGUGGCAGUCCCUAGCGCACCGAAAAAGUAUUCUGGAGGCUUUUCGAAGAAAAGAGAAGGUGAAACAAACGCUGUAUCCAGAAGCUACAAGGGGAAGCAAUAG
Messenger RNA from Lathyrus oleraceus (garden pea), 759 nucleotides. RefSeq lists its product as uncharacterized. The record is from RefSeq and is a predicted model, not a curated record. NCBI's taxonomy places the organism in Eukaryota, Viridiplantae, Streptophyta, Magnoliopsida, Fabales, Fabaceae. The coding region runs from base 1 to 759 and encodes 252 amino acids. The transcript has a single exon.